Messenger RNA from Fusarium venenatum, 1089 nucleotides. RefSeq lists its product as uncharacterized. Gene Ontology annotation, biological process: protein deubiquitination; endoplasmic reticulum unfolded protein response. Gene Ontology annotation, cellular component: cytosol; nucleus. Gene Ontology annotation, molecular function: nucleic acid binding; cysteine-type deubiquitinase activity; nucleotide binding. The record is from RefSeq and is a predicted model, not a curated record. NCBI's taxonomy places the organism in Eukaryota, Fungi, Ascomycota, Sordariomycetes, Hypocreales, Nectriaceae.
AUGCGUGCUCGAUUUAAAGGCCCAGCAGGCACCGGCAUUCUUGAGCUACCAGACGAUGCUACUGUUGAAGCCCUCUUUGAUGAAAUUCGGACAAAGACUGGCAUCAACAAAUUCAGUGUGAGAUACGGUCUGCCGAUGGCUAUGAAAUCCCUCGAAGCUACUCAGGGUGACCAGAUUGCUCGAUGCCUUGGUCUUCAUGGCGAAACGCUCACUAUUGUCCCCGAGGAGUCAUCAUCUGACCCUGCUGAGGCUGUCCAAAAUCGGCCUGUUGCAUCCAUGCCACUGAAAAAGAAUGAAGGCCCGGAAGACGCGAACGUUCCAUGGCCGCAGAGAGAGGGCACUCUUCUGUUACGAGUGAUGCCCAGUGACAAUAGUUGUUUGUUCACCGCGUUCGGGGGCGCAUUGCAAGACCAAAUCCCUGCACAAAAUUUGAGACAGAUGAUGGCAGACUAUAUUCUCGAACAUCCAGAAGAGUAUUCGGAAGCUGUUCUUGGCAGCCCUCCCAGGCAAUACUGCCUCAGUAUCCAGGACCCAGAUAGAUGGGGUGGCGGCAUUGAGCUCAGUAUACUAUCCUCUAUCUUCGACAUACAAAUAUGUACUUUCGACGUUCAGACGCAAAGUAAAAUUGAAUUCGGAGAGGAAAAGCGGGAUCGCUGCAUUCUCGUGUACUCCGGAAUUCAUUAUGACCGGGUUGCCUUCAGCUGCGCUGAUCCCCCUUACAACUCCCCUACCUUACCCCCCGAACUUGACCAAGCUGUUUGGCCUACUGAUGACGACGAAGUUCUCAAAAAGACCGAAGAACUCGUUCAAAAGCUUAACAAAGCGCAUUACUACACGGACACAGAUGGAUUGAUCUUGAGAUGCGAUGUGACGGGAUGUGACUGGAUCGGCAGCGGCCAGCUUGAAGGGCAGAAGCAUGCAGAGGCGACAGGCCAUGUUGACUUGAGCGAAAUCCAAGACGAGGGUGACAGCAUCCUGCGGAAGUGCGAUGCACCUGGUUGCGACUUCAUUGGACAGGGAGACAAAGCCGUCAGACAACAUCGUGCUGACACUGCUCACCAGAAAUUCUCUAUCAUUCAUGACGCCUGA